AAGAGGCUUCUACGCGAUUAUCGUCGAUCUUUAUUCUGGAAACAGUAGUUAUAUAGAUAUAUGACGCCCCGGCAGCGAGAGGGACGGGGGCGACAAAUAUUUGGGUUGAAAACUAAUUCCGAGAUUAUAAAACAUCCAGGGUCUCCAUUCUCCAAACAAAAAAAACGAAAAGAAGCAAAAAAAGGAGCCGCGCUCUGUUGUCCGCGGUAGCAAUCAAAUGGCUUCCCCCAACUUCUAGGGUUUCGGAGGAAACCCUAGUAGGAUGCCGCUCUUCUUCCCCUCGAUCCGAUCUUCCCGACCUCCAACGAACGCCCCGACCCCCAUGGAUCUCGCGCUGAAAGCCUCGUUUCUCGGUCGACCAGCAAGAUUUGGAUUCGGCCACCACCACAAAGCUUCGCUGUUGACUGAAUUCAAUCGGAGUCGUAGAGUCCCCUGUCGGAUCUUUGCUAGAAUUCUGUCGCCGCGUUUCCGCUCGCUAUCAGUUCAAGGAUGCGAUAGUUCGCAUUUGCCUAGUAUUUUGAGUGCCGAGGCUUGUUCGAAGAAUGAUGCACGCGAGGUGUUUGCUGUCGAUCAGAAUGUGAGAUGCAGGAUCGGUUUUGUUGUGACUGCGAUCGCCUGUGGGCUAUUUGUGGUGAGGUGCCAAAGUGUUCUGGCUGCGGAAGGUGUCGCGGGUGCAGGGGUUGGGGUUUUGAGAUCGGGUCGAACGAUUGUUGGUGGUUUGUGGCCGAAGCUGAUGCAGAUUCUUCAAGUGUUGAAAGAGCAGGGCUUGGUUCUGGCGGCGCUGUUGGGUCUUUCCGCAUUUUUUUCCAUGGCAGAGACCUCGAUCACAACACUGUGGCCGUGGAAGGUUCGUGAGUUAGCUGAAAAAGAGCAUGAGAGUGGUGUCUUCAGAAUGCUUUGCAGUGAUGUUACUCGUUUCCUGACCACCAUUCUUAUUGGCACAACUGUGGUCAAUAUUGGUGCAACUGCACUUGUGACAGAAGCAGCAACAACAAUUUUUGGUGAAGCUGGUGUUAGUGCAGCGACAGGAGUUAUGACUGUUGCUAUUUUGCUACUUACAGAAAUCACUCCAAAAAGUGUGGCUGUUCAUAACGCCACAGAGGUUGCUAGGUUUGUUGUAAGGCCGGUUGCAUGGCUUUCCUUGGUCUUGUAUCCAGUUGGAAGAAUUGUCACUUUUCUCUCAAUGGGAAUUUUGAAGAUGCUAGGUCUGAAAGGUAGAAGUGAACCAUAUGUCACUGAAGAUGAAUUGAAAUUGAUGUUACGAGGAGCAGAGCUAAGUGGGGCAAUAGAGGAAGAAGAACAGGAUAUGAUUGAAAAUGUGCUAGAGAUAAAAGACACCCAUGUCAGGGAGGUGAUGACACCAUUGGUCGAUGUAGUUGCAAUUGACGCUAGUGCAACACUUGCUGAUUUUCAAAAAUUAUGGGAGACUCAUCAAUACUCUAGGGUACCUGUGUUUGAGGAGCGUAUUGAUAAUAUUGUGGGAAUUGCAUAUGCAAUGGAUAUGCUUGAAUUUGUUGAAAUGGUUGAGAAGCUAAAAGAAAUUACUGUCAGAGAGAUUGCACACAUGCCCACAUACUUUGUACCUGAUUCUAUGUCUGUGUGGAACUUGUUGAGAGAGUUUCGUGUAAGGCAAGUUCACAUGGCUGUGGUCCUGAAUGAAUAUGGAGGAACUAUUGGUGAGGAGAUCACGAAGAAAACUGGUUAUAUAGUGAUGCGAGAGGAUGGAACAUUUGAUGUAGAUGCAAAUACAUCAAUUGAUCAGCUUUCUGAAGAGCUGAAUGUCAAAAUACCUGAGGGUCAUCAGUAUGAGACUGUAUCAGGUUUCGUUUGUGAGUCAUUCGGAUAUAUACCAGAAGAAGGUGGGAAUAUGGUUGUGGUACUUGAGAAGGCAAACAAAGGAGAGAACAAUGAAUAUGGUGACACAACAUCUGAUCACCAAAAUGAGAAGGAAAAACAUCAAACAUUUGAACUUGAGAUAUUGGAAGCAAACGCUAGAAAGGUUGGUAAAGUCCGCUUCAAACCAAUAAAAGGUGAAUAUGUAAAUAUGGAGAAUGAAGGCAUAAAUAGUUUGGUUCCCACCAACGUCAUGAAACGGAAGAACCAGAGUGGUAGUGAACCAGAACUGAGCAGCCAUGGAGACUGUGAAAUGGAUGCAGGCAACCAUGGUGAAAAAACAGAACAACAGGAACAUGGAUACUCUGAUGAGGUCAUAAUUGUCCAGGAGGCAUUGGAAGAGUCCCACAGCUAUGCCAUUGAUAAAAAAGCAGAUGAUCAUGAUUGUAAUACCCAACAAUAAUUACAUUGCACCUCAAACACUAUCAGUUCUUGCAACACAGGGGAAAAAGAACUUGGAAAUAUAAAAAGAACACCAUAAGACUGUCAAAAAUGCAGAGGAAAAAAAGGAGGCGAGUCAACAAACAUGUAGGCUUGCUUACAGGUGAAGAGUGGUGUCAACACCUGUUUCAUUGGAAUUUUGAGAGGCAUGCAUGCCCUUGUUAUGCAGUAAGCCAAUGGAAAGCGAGGUCUCUAAGGCCUGGAUUUCUGAGUGGUCACCAUAGGAGUCGAGCUGAAGGGAUGGAGACCCGACGUGUAGGGGCCUGGAAGGUUGUAUCAACUCAGGAUGGAAAAAGCACUUGGCUUGCUCGCAACGAGUUCUUUGACUUGCUUGUUCAGCUUCAGCAAAUAUUCUCAGGAGUUCCUUCUCUUUCCUCAUCUCCUUGUUUUUCUGUAGUUGUCUGAAUCUCUCUUGCAACAGAGCAAGGGACGACGAGUAGAGGACUGUGGUGCCAUUGGUCUGGCUGCCCCCCAUGGGAACAGUCAGAAUUAAGAUUGAUGGUGGUGUAUGAGUUUCUAGGAAGUUAUCAGAGGGUGGCUUUGAAUUUAUAGCAGGUAGGUGUUUGUCUU
This is a messenger RNA of Elaeis guineensis (African oil palm), 2904 nucleotides long. NCBI's taxonomy places the organism in Eukaryota, Viridiplantae, Streptophyta, Magnoliopsida, Arecales, Arecaceae. The record is from RefSeq and is a predicted model, not a curated record.